This is a messenger RNA of Colletotrichum siamense, 663 nucleotides long. RefSeq lists its product as uncharacterized. Bases 1 to 663 code for a protein of 220 amino acids. The record is from RefSeq and is a predicted model, not a curated record. Lineage: Eukaryota; Fungi; Ascomycota; Sordariomycetes; Glomerellales; Glomerellaceae. The transcript is spliced from 2 exons.
AUGCCGAUCAACUACACGUACGUCACUGCCAUCCUGGCAUGUCUUGUAGGUCUUGUUUACUGGAGUUCCUCGCCAACCGAAGCAGCCAUGAGCAGUCUCCUCCCCAACAUUGUCUCUCCAUACGAUGAAACGCUCGAGGCUGGAUGCAACCUGCAGAAGGACAUGUACACGGUUUACAACAGACACAUGACCAUGUACGAGUUCCUGGAUGUGUCCCCGGAUGCCAGCAAAUCGGACAUAGUGCAAGCGCUUCAAAAGAUACAAAGAGAGAGCAAGGCUGCUACCAACACGUGCGCGGCGGCUCCUAGCCUCUGCCCCGAGCACUACCGGGUUCAACUCGACAAGCUGGCCCUCGCGGACCGCGUCGUGUUGUUUCUGCUGCAGAGCCAGGCGCAGAGGGACAGAUAUGACGCCGAGAUCUAUUUCGCGCUCGUGCACGUCGCCGUUCUCGAUGAGGAGGACCGGGCUUCUGCUACUGCGGCCAGGGACAACGAUGUUGACGACAAGGGAUCGGGCUGGAAAUGGCCAACAAGGGGCUGGGCUGUUGAGUCCAAGAGCGAUAGGAAGCUUCGGAUGAUUAGAGACAAGGUUACGAAGAAGAACGAAGCCCAGGUUGAGGCUGGCCAGAGCUUGAGACAACUGUGCGGGAACUGGGUUGUCUGA